This is a messenger RNA of Panicum hallii, 1208 nucleotides long. Its product is annotated as SKI/DACH domain-containing protein 1-like. The record is from RefSeq and is a predicted model, not a curated record. The transcript is spliced from 2 exons. Bases 130 to 672 code for a protein of 180 amino acids. Lineage: Eukaryota; Viridiplantae; Streptophyta; Magnoliopsida; Poales; Poaceae.
CUCAUCUCUCCUCUUUCUCUCUCCUCCUACCCACCUAUAGGAAGCUCUCCUGGUGCUCACCACCUCAAGCGAGGAGGUGGGGUGAUCCCUCCUCCCCCCACCCUCCUCCCCUCCCCACUACUCACCGCCAUGCUCCCGAGAAGGCAGAGCAUCUUCCACCUCGGGGAGGAGGGUGGCGCCGCCGUCCACCACCACCGCGUCGGCGUCGUCGGCGCGGCCAUGGCCGGAGCCAACGGCCGUCGCUCGCGCGAGCGCGAGCGCCUCGUCGUGGGGCUCCAGAUCCUGGUGCACCACCACCACCACCACCACCACCACAGCCAUGGCCGGCACGCGCACGCGGCGGCGAGCAUCGUCUUGAAGCAGAUGGUGAGGCCGCGCUCCACCGCCGCCUCGCGCCACGCCGGCGUGCCGUGCAGCUUCCUCAAGGCCUGCUCCCUCUGCCGGCGGGACCUCAGCCCUAGCAAGGACGUCUACAUGUAUAGGGGAGACCAGGGCUUCUGCAGCGAGGAGUGCCGGUCGGAGCAGAUCCUGGUGGACGAGGCGCGCGAGCGCCAGGCGGCUGUGGGCAGCAAGGAGCGGCAGCGGCGAGGCCAGGCUCACCAUCACAGCCCCCACCGCACGCCCAACCGGGGCCGGCCGCCGCCGAGGAAGCCACUUGCCGUCGUGGCCUAGCUAGAAGAGACACAAGGCAACAAAGACGAUAGCCGAAGGCAAUCAUGGUGCAGGAUCAGCACUACUAAUUAGUUAAUUACAAUAAUCUGCUCUUCUUGUCACCGGCCUGAUCGAGGGGAAUGAGUGCUAGACAAGCUACAGAUAAUUACUCCUCCGUUCUAAAUUAUUGAUUAUUUUAGCUUUUCUAGAUAUAUAGAUUUUGCUAUACAUUUAGAUAUUAUAUCUAAAUGUAUAGUAAAAAUUAUGCAUCUAAAAAAGCUAAAAGGACUAAUAAUUUAGAAUAAAACGAGUAUCAAUCAAGGAGCAUGCGCGUGUGUGCAUGCAGUAAAGAAUAUAGCAUGGCGAAGUGGGUCCAACAAAAGGAAUCAAAACUUAAGAGAGAUCGAUUGGGUGUUUUUUUUAAAAAAAAAAGUAUGGUUUUGCAUGUUGCAGUCUUGAAAGUAAGGUUGUAAUUUGCUCUUGUACUCUACGACAUCCAAUUGAUUGGAGAAAUAUUAAGUGAAACGGGUCGAGAAGGGAGAUCAUGUUUUGUUGUC